ACAGCGGGCGGGCGGACGUUCACGCGCACGCAUGGCUUGUUUACGUUUUUCAUAACCACGUUUCUACUAAAAAUACUUCAGCAUCCUGCCGUUUGAGGCUCACGCGAUUGGUCAGCGGUGGCACAGGAAACCGGGGAGGACUUGGGGCCGGCGGACCCCGCCGCCCGCGCUCCCCUCCUUCUUUAUACCACGGAAAGUAUUCGAAAGCCCCGAAUACCGUGAGGCAGCAGAAAAUAACCCUGAACGCUGGAAACAUUCGGAAUUGUGGCCAGUCGUGUUGUGCGUCUCACAGUGUUAACUAGUGACAUCAACCAUGGUUCUGGACACCGAAGACUGGGCCGAUGAGCUGCCCCCAGAACAGAUCGCCGUCCUCCGCAAAGCCUUCGACGGCUUCGACCACAACCGCUCGGGUAGUAUCCCCUGUGACUUCGUGGCUGAUAUCCUGAGAAUGAUGGGGCAGCCAUUCAACAAGAAAAUUCUCGAGGAGCUUAUUGAGGAGGUCGACGCCGACAAAUCUGGUCGUCUAGAAUUCCCCGAGUUCGUAACUCUGGCCGCUAAGUUCAUCGUUGAAGAGGACGCUGAGGCCAUGCAGAAAGAACUCAGGGAAGCGUUCAGAUUGUACGACAAGGAAGGCAACGGUUACAUUCCCACGUCGAGCCUGCGCGAGAUCCUCCGGGAAUUGGACGAGCAGCUGACUGACGAUGAACUCGAUGGCCUCAUCCAAGAGAUCGACACUGACGGAAGCGGCACUGUUGACUUCGACGAGUUCAUGGAGAUGAUGACAGGGGAAUAAACAUCUAUUUCAUUUCUAUUUAUUUAUUAUGAUCUAAGUUAAGUUAUCUCUACGCGUUGGCUAAUUCAACCCUUCUAAUCUGGGAGCAUUGGACAUCAGUUUGCAGCUACAAAACAAUUUCUAUCGGCUAAUUUUUCAAGUAUUAUGUAUGUAUUGUACAAACUGUAAUUAAUUGUUCUUAAUUGAUCGGGUGUGGUUGAGUUAUAUUUUAUAUUAUCUACUGAUUAAUAAAUCUUUUAUUCUACUGUCUA
Molecule: messenger RNA, 1044 nt
Organism: Bombyx mandarina (wild silkworm)
Lineage: Eukaryota; Metazoa; Arthropoda; Insecta; Lepidoptera; Bombycidae
Product: troponin C, isoallergen Bla g 6.0301
Cellular component (GO): myosin II complex
Molecular function (GO): calcium ion binding
Source: RefSeq, a predicted model, not a curated record